Messenger RNA from Anopheles stephensi (Asian malaria mosquito), 2349 nucleotides. RefSeq lists its product as uncharacterized. The record is from RefSeq and is a predicted model, not a curated record. The transcript is spliced from 2 exons. Lineage: Eukaryota; Metazoa; Arthropoda; Insecta; Diptera; Culicidae. The coding region runs from base 755 to 1369 and encodes 204 amino acids.
AUGAACUACAUAGAAAUCUCGGCCAAAGCAUACUACAAGUAUACCACCUACCGGCCAUUCAUGAUCGACUGGAGCAUUGAGUACUGUCGGGCGGCACGCGUCGGAAACUUCAAUCCAACCACCGCCGUGGUCAUGAAAGUCGUCGAGGAAAGCAUGCCAGACUUUUACUACCCUUGUCCGCAUGGUGUAAGUGCACCGAGCAGUAGUGUUCACAUCAAAUCUUUGCUAUGAUCAGUUGCAUCCUUUCUCUCUAUCCUUCCAGAACCGAACGUACACCGUUUUUUGGCUGCUGCCGGCGAAAUUUAUUCCCGAAUCGAUGCCGUCCGGAGACUAUCGACUGGACAUCUAUUAUCGAGAUUCAGCAAACACGAUUUUCUUUGCCCUAGAAAUGUAUGGCGCAGUGCGGAAACAGGGAAUCAUUGGUUGAGAAGCGUACAGAAGCAUACAGAAGAUCCACUAUUCCUAAAUGAAUGUGUCCACGACUUAGUGUUCGGCAAAAAAAAUAACGUAACGCUGUCAAAUCUAUUUAAUCGUUGCGCGGUAAUGUUGGUCGGUUGCGAUUAGAUCACUUGCUCAAGAACCUGAACGAAAAGGCUUCAUUGUUAUUUCCGCUAAUUGUCGUACUGCCAGUGAGUAGACAACUCCACUAGCAGGCAACGUGACAGACAGCAGAGCCACACAUCACACAUCAGUUGGAAAGGCUCGCCCGGACUAGUGAAAGCGUGUGUUAAUUGUUUAGGUCCAUGUUUCAAACAUGAGUCCUCCGUUGUCGAAAACAUUGAACGUCGUGCUGCUGUGUAUCUUUGGGCAUGCCGUACUCCACUCCUUCGUGCCACCAACAGCCGCGCUGGCGGGUAGGAAAUCGGGCACGAAUAAUAAUGUUUCGCACAGUCUACGGAUCACCAUGAUGCAGUGUAUUAAUGCGCCGUACAAGGAGUCACAAUUGCACAACUGCAAGAUGGAACAGUUUCCGAACGGUACGGUCGGUUUGAACAUUUCGCUCACCAUUCCGAAAGUGCUGAACUAUUUGGGACUAGUUGUAAAGACGUACUACAAGUACACCACCUACCGACCCUUCAUGAUCGACUGGAGCAUAGAUUACUGCCAAACGGCACGCAACCGCAACAUGAGUCCUGCCUCUGUCGUGAUCAUGAAAAUCAUCCAGGAAAGUCUUCCGGAGUACAGCUAUCCCUGUCCGCAAGGCAAUAUAACGUACGACACCUUCUGGAUGUUUGAGCCGCGAUACGUUCUGCAAACCUUACCUUCCGGCAACUAUCGCAUGGACAUUUUCAUCAAAGAUGCAGCGGAUAAUACACUGAUUGCAUUACAAAUAUUUGGCGCUAUUCGUAAGCAAGGCAUCAUUGGAUGAGUUUGGACAUGACAAGCCCUAUUGGAGAGUGUGGAGUCUUGCAACACUUAUCAUAGCACUGAAAGAUCCUCGAGAGAUGUAUGAAGUCUAAUGACUAAAAGUCAAUCGGUAAAGCUUACAGUUCCCACAUUCAUAUCAUGGCUAAUGCAAAUAAUCAGCUCAGUGGAUCAGUCAGAUACAAUUAACGAUUUGUGACUAAGUUUGGGUUUUAAUAUUUACAUUUAAUUUACUGACAAUCAAAUACAGAAAAAAUAUUCCCUCAUGUCGCGGACAUACAAUUAGCAUAAGUUGGCCAUAUUACACCUUAUCCGACCUUAAGCAGAGUGCUCCACGUUGUGGACUUUAGGUCUUUCCUGUUCCUUCGUGGCUAUCUGGUAACGUUCCUCGAUUUGCUUUGUCGACCUUGGCUUAAAGAUUUUUCACAGUGUGGCAUGACAUGUUGCAUGAUUCAGAAAUGUAUCUAGACUCUUAAUCUUAAUUAAGUCUACGAGGCGGCAUUAGAAAUCCUCUAAUGGUCUACUGGCGAACACAUGAGCGCCAUCACUCCAUCUCAAUUAAGGCCUACCACGCUUUCUGUGUUCAUUUGAACACCGCAAACAAUGUUUUGCAGGUUGAGUCACAGCAGAAUUCUAUUUCUAUGCAAAUUGUAUGGGUCGUAGGGCUAGUUACAAUUGUGUCGGAUCAUCCAUUGCAACUACCUUUGACUCGAUUUUAUCCAACCCGGUCUGGGCGAGAUCCUGGCGUAUGAAGACCGCCGAUGCUGGUGCAUCCUCCAUCGGAUCAUAUUCUUCUGAACGACUUUUAUCAGCCUUGUAUUAAAUCCAACAGCGAAACACGAGUCCAACACACCAAUGGGUUGUUAGUACGCAAUCCAAUGACACAGAUGACAUAUCGAGACCAAGGCUGGAUAUGCAUUAAACCCUCUAAAACACUUAUGAUGCAAUAAAAUGGGUCAGAGGUUCUCCAAUAAAAAAAAAAAA